CGGCCUCGCGCGUCCCCCAGCGUGGCGAGGAGCUGCCGUCGGCGGGACUUCCGUGUUGGCGGGAUUCUGAACGCUGCCAUGGCUCAGACCGUGCAGAACGUGACAUUGUCCCUCACUCUGCCCAUCACGUGCCACAUUUGCCUGGGGAAGGUGCGUCAACCUGUUGUAUGCACCAACAACCAUGUGUUUUGUUCCAUUUGUAUCGACUUGUGGUUGAAGAAUAACAGCCAGUGUCCAGCUUGCAGAGUCCCUAUCACUCCAGAAAAUCCUUGCAAAGAGAUUAUUGGAGGAACAGGUGAAAGUGAACCUAUGCUAAGCCCUACAGUCAGGAAGCACCUUCGGAGAACAAGACUCGAGCUACUCCACAAAGAGUAUGAGGAUGAAAUAGAUUGUUUGCAGAAAGAAGUAGAAGAACUUAAAAGUAAAAACCUCAGCUUGGAGUCACAGAUCAAGACUAUUCUGGACCCUUUAACGUUGAUGCAGGGCGGCCAAAAUGAAGACAAACAUCCAGCAGCAGAUAAUCCAAGUAAAACUGACCUGGAAACUGUAGCAGAGUGGAAGAAAAAACUCAGAACAGCUAAUGAAAUCUAUGAAAAAGUGAAAGAUGAUGUGACUAAGUUAAAAGAGGCAAAUAAAAAAUUGAAGUUGGAAAAUGGUGGCCUGUUGAGGGAGAAUUUACGACUUAAGGCCGAAGUUGACAACAGAUCUCCCCAAAAGUUUGGAAGGUUUACCAUUGCUGCUCUUCAGUCCAAAGUAGAACAGUACGAACGUGAAACCAAUCGCCUCAAGAAAGCUCUAGAACGAAGCGAUAAGUACAUAGAAGAGCUAGAGUCUCAAGUAGCACAACUGAAACAUUCAGAUGAGGCAAAGGGAGAGAUGGAUGCCCUUUGCCAGAGGGCACCCUCUGCAGAUGGCAAGGGGUCCAAAGGCAGCGACGAGGUUGCGGCAUCAAAGAGUCAGGGUGACAGUGCCAGGAAGCAGGCUGGCUCAGCCACCUCCAUUUCGGCUCCUCACCUGACAACACCUAGCAGCAGACUCGCUGACACCAGUUCUGUCAGACAGGAAAGCACCAGCAAGACUGAACCAAACUGUCCCAGGAACAAAGACAGGUACCCCAAGUCCACAGAGGUGCUGCUGGCUAUGAGGGAGGCACCAAUGGAUACUUAUUUGGAAGGAGAGUGGGGCAGUAAGCCAAGUGACUGCGCACCCUACAAAGAGGAAGAGCUUUAUGAUCUGCCAGCUCCUUGCACUCCUUUGUCCCUUAGCUGCCUUCAGCUCAACACUCCAGAAAACAGAGAGAACUCUGUAAUCAAAGGAGGAAGUUCCAAAAAGCAUGCAAACCAUCUGAGAAAACUGGUAUUUGAUGAUUUUUGUGACUCUCCAAAUGCCUGUAAUAACAAUUCUUCAGAGGAUGAUAUAAGUAGAAGCGAAAAUGAAAAGAAAUCAGAUCGUUUUGCUUCCCCCAAGUCAGGAUUUUGGGAUUGUUGCUCCACAAGCUAUGCCCAAAGCUUGGAGUUUGAAGGUUCAGAGGGGAAUAUAAUAGCAAAUUCUGUUGGGGAAAUACCUUCAAAAUUGAGUGAGAGGUCAGGCUCAUGCUUGUCUAAGAGACUAAAUUGUAUUCGCUCUCUUGAAAUGAACCGGACAAGAACAUCCAGCGAAGCAUCCAUGGAUGCUGCUUAUCUUGACAAAAUCUCCGAGCUGGAUUCCAUGAUGUCGGAGUCUGACAACAGCAAGAGUCCCUGUAGUAACGGGUUUAAGUCAGCGGAGCUGGAGGGGUCCUCAAAGUCACCUCGGGGCAGUGAGCUUCUGGAGGAACCUGACAAGCUGGAAGAAGGCCCCAAACUGAAUCUUUCCAAAAACGCUCUCACUCCCGACCAGUUAGAAAAUGGAAGCGAGUGGAAACCCACUUCUUUUUUUCUCCUCUCUCCCUCUGACCAAGAGAUGAGUGAAGAGUUUUCUCUCCACCCCACUUCUAAUUCAGGCGCCAGUGAGAUCAAACCCCAGAGCUGUUUGUUUCAGACAGAGUUUUCCCAGGGUGUUCUGUUGAGUGGUUCCCAUGGACUGUUUGAAGAGCAGAGGUUUGGGUCUUCUUUAUUCAAGAUGUCCUCAGAGAUGCAGAGCCUUCACAACCACCUUCAGUCUCCGUGGUCCACUUCCUUUGUGCCUGAGAAGAGGAGUAAGAAUGUGAAUCAGUCAACAAAAAGAAAGAUACAGAGCAGCCUUUCCAACGCCAGCCCGUCCAAAGCAACGAAAAGCUGACUCACCAGAGAGAUGUCCUUGUGGCUUUGGCCUGAGCGGGGUGUGGAUGCUUUUAAUAUUACUGUAGUCACUUCAUGAAGGUUCUAUAAAAUCCCGAACUGAUAACCUUCAAUGAAGUGUCAAGUCAGAGAGGUGGGUUUACCUGUUUCCAGGGCACUUCAUCUUGAAGAAACUUUGGUCUUUUCAUUGGUGAUCUUUCUUACCAGAAAGGUUAGGGGGGAGGGUUUCAUUUGUCUCUGUAUUGUUUGUUGUUUUGUUUUAAAUGAAUGUUUAUAUAUCUGUAUUGGCUAAAUGUUGUUAUCUCAUAUUUAACUGUUAAGUAUGGUGGCCUGUUAACUGUCCUCAGAACUUGUGUUUCUUAGAACCUUUGGUAUUGUGUGCACCAUUCUUUAAAGCUAUUUCUAGAGUGGAAAUGAUUUUGUAUGUCCUUUUUUUAUUUAUGUUUAGUGUUGGCCUAAUUAUUAUGUAAGGCCAUGCUGGAGAAAUCGUACUCUGACCAUAGAGUAUUCACUAACUUUUUCUUAGGUUUUACAUAGUUACUUAUAGCUUGUUUCAUUGUGUCCUGUCCAUUUUGUAUGUGUGUGUGUCUCUGUGUGUGUGUGUGUGUGUGUGUGUAUGUGUGUCUGUGUGUGUGCAUAUGUAAAGUUAGAAACUGUUAUGUAUUGGCAGGCAUGGAUCAGUUGGGUUGGGAGGAACUUGAACAUCCUAGCUUCAUUUUCCAGAUGUGUAGGUAGAAAAGCAGUCUGUUAGGUUUUUGAUCCAUUGUGUCACAGGGAGCCUUUUAUGUGAUAAAGUUCUUGUUUGCAUGUCACUGUUCACUGGGAACUGUACGCAUGGGAGCCUUUUUGCUUGCUCCAUUCUCCAUCCAGAGGAAAAAGAAGUUCCUAUUGGCUAAUAGAAUAUCGAUUAUGUAGAACAAUUUUUUUUUUUUUUUUUUUUUGUGAAAAGUAACAAGUGGGAAUGGGAAUAUGUAAGAGCUAAGCACAACUUUUAGUUUAGGCUUUAAAAAGUACAUUAUUUUAAACAUGUUUGGUAUGCCCAUAUAGGCUGUAAAAAUGUGUAUGCUAAUAACUUAUCUAAUGUGCACUGAACAUUUUACAUGUAUUGUCUUACCUUAACACUGCAUGGUUUUUUAUGUGAAGUGAAUAAAGGAUGCCAUAUGCA
Messenger RNA from Peromyscus maniculatus bairdii (prairie deer mouse), 3423 nucleotides. RefSeq names its product ORC ubiquitin ligase 1 (gene Obi1). Gene Ontology annotation, biological process: regulation of DNA replication; protein monoubiquitination. Gene Ontology annotation, molecular function: ubiquitin-protein transferase activity. NCBI's taxonomy places the organism in Eukaryota, Metazoa, Chordata, Mammalia, Rodentia, Cricetidae. The record is from RefSeq and is a predicted model, not a curated record.